AUGUGCACAGGUGAUCCCUGCCUCCUCCUCCUCCUCCUCUUCCUCCUCCUCCUGAUCCCCAACCCUAACCCCAACCCCCAUCCUCUUCUCUGCUGGAAGGCAGAAUCCCUUCUGCUAGCAAUUCGAACUGAAAAUGUGCAACUUGUUUCGCGCUAUGUCAAGAGUGGGAAGGACUGCAACUUUUACACAGGGGUAUUUCCACCCCUAACAAUAGCAGCGGGCGAGGGGAGAGGAGAAAUGGUGAAACUUCUACUCCAAGGAAGGGCUGACGUGAACCAUGCUGUAUUGCCGUGCUGGUGGUUUGAGGUGCGGCAGAAUCUCUCGAUUCGCAUCCUCACCAGAUGCCAGGGGAACGUGGAGGUAGCUCGAGCCCUGCUGGAGGCCAAGCUCAAGCAGGCGGACGUGGAUGCUCGGACCCUCAAGGGAAACACUCCCCUGCUGUUCGCCGCCAACUCCGGACACCUUGAGUGCGCUAAGGUAGCGGGAAGAAAGGGAGGGAAGAUAGUCCUGAGGGACCUCGCAGCUGCUUCUAGCGCAUGGUGCUUGUGUUAA
Guillardia theta CCMP2712 is the source of this 552-nucleotide messenger RNA. RefSeq lists its product as hypothetical. The record is from RefSeq and is a predicted model, not a curated record. NCBI's taxonomy places the organism in Eukaryota, Cryptophyceae, Pyrenomonadales, Geminigeraceae. The transcript is spliced from 6 exons. Gene Ontology annotation, molecular function: protein binding. Bases 1 to 552 code for a protein of 183 amino acids.